Puccinia graminis f. sp. tritici CRL 75-36-700-3 is the source of this 2651-nucleotide messenger RNA. RefSeq lists its product as uncharacterized. Bases 306 to 2204 code for a protein of 632 amino acids. NCBI's taxonomy places the organism in Eukaryota, Fungi, Basidiomycota, Pucciniomycetes, Pucciniales, Pucciniaceae. The record is from RefSeq and is a predicted model, not a curated record. Gene Ontology annotation, molecular function: oxidoreductase activity, acting on CH-OH group of donors; flavin adenine dinucleotide binding. Gene Ontology annotation, biological process: secondary metabolite biosynthetic process. The transcript is spliced from 9 exons.
UUUCUUGAAAGCAAAACAAUAUAUUGCACGCUGCGGGGGGGGGGUACAUACCAGAAGACUGCAGGCACGAUGGAAUUCGCAGUAUGAAAAGAAUAAUAAAAUAAACAACGCACUUUACGGCCAUUACGGUGUCACAUCGCCCUCAUAGGAUCAAUCAUAAAUCCCCCCACGGAAGUGAUCACACAUGCUUUUCAGAUAUCCGAAUUGCCACUUACCAUAAAAAGGACUUCCAUAAUCACUGGGCCUAUCUUUGAAUUGUAGCAGACAUCUCAAGACUGGCCAGGCUCACGUUUUCCAAAUUCAGCAUGGUAUCAAUAUGUUUUGUGGCAUGUCUCCUCAUCUGCUUCAUGGGAGUUAACCCUCUGACCGGUAUCAGCGAAGAUCAUCUUCGCUUUGACAAUCCAACUCAUCAAGUUCGUGGCUCUUUGAUGAAGAGAAAGACCCACCAUUACAUCAUCGUUGGAGCCGGUACGGCCGGCAUGACCAUUGCUGCCCGACUCUCCGAAGACCCGCAUGUUCAAGUGGCAGUUGUUGAAGCAGGAUUCGACUAUGAUCUAUCGCCAGUGAACAAACGAUUGGUUGACACGCCAGGAACCGAUACUAUAGGAUGCGGUGGCAAGCAGUAUGACAACAUGGCCGAUGCCGUAGAUUGGCGUUUUACCACCACACCUCAAUCAGGAGCCAACAAUCGCACAGUUCGCUACGCUAGGGGAAAAACUAUUGGGGGCAGCUCGGCACGGAACUUUAUGAUUUAUCACCGAGCAUCAAAAGGUUCUUUAGACAAAUGGGCCGAACUGACUGGUGAUCCCGAUUGGACGUUCGAAAAGCGGUUUGAUGAUUAUCAAAAGAGCGUGUCAUUUACUCCUCCCAAGCAUGAUUUGCGCCAGGAGUUACCGGCAGCUCAAUGUGAUCCUCUAGCAUUCACCCGAUCAAAUGGGCCGGUUCAAAUCUCGUACCCUAACACGGCCCAACCUUUCUCGAAGUACAUGCAACUGAGUCUCAAUGAGAAAGGUAUUCCUACCUGCCAAGACUUCAACGGAGGAUCCUUGAGUGGUGUACAAUAUGCUUCAACAACCAUCGACCCAAAAGACAGUCAUCGAUCCUCCUCACGUGCCUUCCUCGAUGCCGCGCGUACUCGAAACAAUCUGGUGGUUUACACGAGUGCCAUGGUCAAAAGGAUUAUCUUCGAUGAAUCCACGCCACCCCGAGCGCAAGGGAUUGAAUUCCUGAAUACGCUGGCAGGUUCAUCUGAUCAGCUGUUUGCAAAGAAGGAAGUGAUUUUAUCGGCCGGUACCUUUCAGUCUCCGCAACUACUUAUGGUCUCUGGGAUUGGACCCAGGGAUCAGCUUACGGCUAACAAAAUCCCAAUACGCGUUGAAAAUCCAAACGUUGGACGGGGAAUGCAAGAUCAUAUAUUUUUUGGGCCAACUCAUCCGGUUCAUACAAUUGAGACACUGACUCGCAUUGCGGUCAACACCGACUACUCCCUCUCCCAAUACCUGAAUUUCACUCGUCGACAAUUGGGCCCAAUGACAAAUAAUGCGGCCGACAUGAUCUCCUUUGAAAGAUUCAAUACAUCAAAGCUGCUGCAGCUAAAAGCGCAAUCUCUUUCUGACUACCCUGCGGAUUGGCCGCAUGUCGAAUACUUGAGUGCCGGCGGCCUUGUGGGCGACUUCUCAGAUCUACAUAGGCUGAAUUUGAAAGCUGGCAUGGCCACCGGAAAGGAGUUUGUGACAAUUCUGGCAGCUUUGGUCGCGCCACAGUCCCGAGGGACCGUCAAGAUUACAUCAAAUGAUGCAUCCGUUCCUCCCCUGAUCGACCCGGGAUGGCUAACUGACCCUGUCGAUCAAAGAAUUGCUGUCGAAGCUUUCAAACGAACCCGGGAGUUUUUUUCGGCUAAAGCUAUGCACCCAAUUCUUGAUGGGCAGGAGUAUCUGCCGGGUCCCUCAGUCAACAGUGAUGAUCAAAUUCUUGAUUGGAUAAAGAACAACCUCAUGACGGUGUGGCAUGCUGCUUGUACUUGUGCAAUGAGAACCAAAGACCAGGGCGGCGUGCUUGAUUCACAUUUCAAGGUAUAUGAUACUAAGGGUCUACGUGUCGUAGAUGCUUCGGCUUUUCCUGCGCUACCACCAGGCCAUCCCCAAUCCACGGUAUACAUGAUUGCUGAACGAGCGGCCUGUUUGAUAAGAAAAGGAAAAUGUUGAAGGGCUCCUAUUAGCUUGUUGAAAUGCCUUACGCCUUCGAACUUCCAUAGUGGCAUCAAGUUCACUGUUUUCGACAUCUUUGUUCUCUUGCUUGAUCACCAGGAUCGUUUCUCUUUUUCACACCUUUUUCCCUUACCAUUGCUACUAUUGAGUUGACAAUCCUGACAUUCACCGCAUCUCCAGAAGCAUUACCCAUUGAUUUUUUGUUCCCACUGAGCAUCAUUUAUUUAACACCAUAGACACACGCAUUAUCCAACUCGCACCCCGUUCUACUUACAAUGAAGAAUGAGUUGAUCUCUCUGAUAACCACGAGCAGCUAUCCAAAUUGAAGCAAUGCAAUACGGGGGGGGGGGGGUGAUUUAAACGUACGGAAUCGUUGGUUUCAAUGACAAAUUCUGAAAAACUCGAAUCAUUGCGUUUUUUCUUAAAGGGAAAGCAUGAAAAAUU